This is a messenger RNA of Beta vulgaris subsp. vulgaris (sugar beet), 2602 nucleotides long. RefSeq names its product phosphatidylinositol/phosphatidylcholine transfer protein SFH9. The coding region runs from base 334 to 2133 and encodes 599 amino acids. The transcript is spliced from 16 exons. The record is from RefSeq and is a predicted model, not a curated record. NCBI's taxonomy places the organism in Eukaryota, Viridiplantae, Streptophyta, Magnoliopsida, Caryophyllales, Amaranthaceae.
AAAAAAAAAAAAGCACAGAUUUGAUUGACGGAGACCCCUUCUCUCUCCGCGACCGUGACGGAGCCUUUCCGUUUCUGGCAAAUUCUCUCUCCUCUCUCUUCUCUUCGACAACGACACCCUCAAACACACACACACAUAUUUUUCACUCUCUCACUCCUCUUUCUCUCUCUCUCCUCUUUCUCUCUCCUUCAGCCGACAUCUCAUCUCACAGUAGAGAGAGAAACUAGAGAGAGAAAACAUUGCGUUUUUUCAGCUGAAGAUGAUAAUGAUGUUUGAGCUCCAUUAAUGAAUGCAGCAUCAUUCUCAGAUAUUUAAUCAACAGGAAAUUCAGCAAUGCAAGAAGAAAGUAUUUUGAUCCGAGAAGAAGAGAGAACAAGGAAAUCGGAAAUUGAAGUUUCUGAUGAUGGUCCAAUAAGAAAAACAAGGAUCAAGAGUUUGAAGAAGAAAGCGGUGAAUGCUUCAACGAAAUUGGCGCAUGGCCUCAAGAAAAGAGGCAAGCGAAUUGCUGAUUGUAAGUUCGCCGCGAUCGCCAUUGAUGAUGUUAGGGAUGAGAAGGAGGAAGAAGCAGUUGAUGCCUUCCGUUUGAUUUUGGUGGAAAGGGGUAUGCUUCCACAUCAUCUUGAUGAUUAUCAUACCAUGCUUAGAUUUUUGAAAGCAAGGAAGUUUGACCUUGAUAAAACUGUCCAUAUGUGGGAAGAAAUGAUCAAAUGGAGGAAAGAAAAUGGAGUUGAUACUAUUAUACAGGAUUUUUAUUAUGAUGAAUUCGAAGAAGUACAGCGAUAUUAUCCUCAUGGUUAUCAUGGUGUAGAUAGGGAAGGACGACCUCUUUAUAUAGAACGAGUUGGCAAGAUUGAAAUUAGCAAGCUUAUGACCGUGACUACAGUAGAGCGCUUUUUAAGAUAUCAUGUACAAGGAUUUGAAAAGGCUUUUGCUGAGAAAUUUCCAGCUUGUUCCAUUGCUGCCAAGAGACAUAUUGAUUCUUCAACUACAAUAUUGGACGUGCAUGGGGUGAAUUGGAUGAGCUUUGGUAAAGUUGCUCUUGAUCUUAUAAAGAACAUUCAAAAAGUUGAUGGUGACAAUUACCCCGAGACUCUGCAUCAAAUGUUUAUCAUAAAUGCCGGUGCUGGAUUCAAGAUGAUAUGGAAUACUGUGAAAAGCUUUAUUGAUGCCAAGACUGCCUCAAAGAUACAUGUUUUGGGCAACAAAUUUCACAGCAAGUUGAUGGAAUCUGUAGAUUCCAGCCAAUUGCCUAAUUUUAUGGGUGGAACUUGCUCUUGCCCUGGUGGGUGUCUUAGAUAUCAGAAGGGACCCUGGAAUGAUCCAGAAAUAACGAAACUGGUGCAUGCUCAAGAAAUUAUGUAUUUGAAGAGAACCACAAGCUCUUCUGAUUGUGAAGAUCUUAAAUCUAAGUUACUUGCUCGUAAGGCUAUGCGAAAUGACAUGGCUUUUGCUGAUGUGGGUCCUGACUUAGAUGGCGAGAUUCCUAGUGGUGCAGCAUUAGUGGACGACAAAGUAAGAGUGGGUGAAUCUUCGAGCAUUGGCAACCCAGUAGAAGUGGUGAGCACUGACGCCGGAGUUGAAGAGACUAAUACAAAUCAUACUUUUGAAAGGAGCGUAGAAGCUACGCCUUUGACAGUCAUUUCCCAUGUGAGAAGUUCACCAGCUGAAUUCGUAUGCAAAUUUUUUGCAUGCCUGCAUAUUUUAUUUCGGUCCUUAGGAAAACUGUGGGUGCUUAGACCAGAAGAAAAGCAGCCGAAGCUUCAGCGAGAGCCUGUUGACUUCACAACGAGCCUGUCAGAAGGCUUGAAGGGUCCUAUUGUUGCUCAGAAGAUUGAUGACUCUAUGCUUAAUCCUUGCUGGCAAAGGCUCCAGCAUUUAGAGCAGUUGGUUACAGAUCUUAUAAAUAAACCUUCAAGAAUCCCUCCAGAUAAGGAAGAUACUAUCGUUGAGUCACUGAAUAGAAUUAAAGCCAUAGAGCAAGACUUGCAGAAGACAAAGAAGGCUCUGUUUGCAACAGCAUCAAAGCAAGUAGAGCUGGCUGCGUCACUGGAAAGUCUUAAGGAAAGCAACAUGCAUGGACAAACAACCUGUUGGAGAAGACGUUACAGGCCUGCUCUUUCAGAAAGUAGAUAAGAUGAUGUUAAAAUAGUAUUGUGUAGUUCUUUAUCAACGAGUGUCACUUCUCUCAACAAAGGUUUUGCUGACUGAGGGUUGCAAAUUCUUGCAGCUGGUCUUUUUACUUUAUUGCUUCGACUGCUAGGAGUGAACUCCGGUACAGUGCAGUCAUUUCACAGUAUUAUGUGUGAAUAGCUAACUAGAUUUUGCUUUGUGUGAAUAGCUCGGCCAUACAAAUUUCAAAAAUAGAGAUUUUAGGUUAGUUUUUGAGGGAACGAUACAUAAAUACUGUUUUCACCAAAGAACUUGAGAAUAACAUAAUGAUGUAACAAUAGAUAUGGCCUAUUUUUGUAUUAGAAAGGGAAAGCCUAUAAGAUCUGGCAAGGGAUUGAGAAUAACUUUGGCCCUCAUUCCCUUUUAACAUUAUUAUAGUAAAUUUCUUGCAUUUUCAGAUUCAUUUCUCUAUAAAAUCUCUAAAUUUUUAUAA